Molecule: messenger RNA, 2622 nt
Organism: Limanda limanda (common dab)
Lineage: Eukaryota; Metazoa; Chordata; Actinopteri; Pleuronectiformes; Pleuronectidae
Product: B-cell receptor CD22-like
Exons: 17
Coding region: 1-2622 (873 amino acids)
Biological process (GO): cell-cell adhesion
Cellular component (GO): membrane
Source: RefSeq, a predicted model, not a curated record
AUGUGGAUAGUUGUACUUGUUUCCUCUGAGGACCGGAGGGAGAACGUCUCCUGUGGACUGGUACAGUGUGAGAACGGCUGGGAUGGGUAUGGAGUCAUGUCUGGAGUGUGGUAUCACCAUGAUACUACAGUUCAGGAAACUUUCUGGUUCAUUAAAGAGAGUAAUGGGACUCACGUUGAUCUAAGGACUGAUCCGGAGUAUUCAGGUCGUGUGGAGAAUCUCUGUGGAAACAACAAGUGCACUUUGAGAAUCUCUAACCUGACAGAGAGCGACUCAGCUGUGUACAAGUUCAGGUUCACAGCAAACCAACCUACUGAGAGUUUUACUGGGAGUUCACCUGGAGUCACUCUGUCUGUCACAGACCCUCAGCUCCAGGUGCAUGUGAGGAGAUCAACAGCCAAUCCAUCUUCUACCUGGACAGAGCUGACCUGUCACAGCAGGUGUCAGCCCCCUGAUCAUCUUUCCUACGUUUGGUACAAUAACAAUAAACCUGUUGGACGGAAAAAAUACUUUCUCCUCCGACACUUUGAUGCUGAAGACAGCUAUCACUGUGCAAUAGAAGGACAGGAGCGUUUCCCUUCUCCUACAGUGUACGCUCCAAAGCCUCCCUCUGUGUCAGUGAGUCCCUCUGGUGAGAUCAUGGAGGGCAGCUUGGUGACUCUGACCUGCAGCAGUGAUGCUAACCCAGCAGCUCACUACACCUGGUCCAAGGAGGACGAGGACUCACCAACAGCAUCAGGACAAAACUUCACCAUCACUAAUAUCACAGCUGAACAUGGUGGAAGGUAUCAGUGUGAGGCCCAGAACACACACGGACGGAGAAACACCACCUUACAUCUGACUGUUGGAGCAGGGAAGUCAGUGAUAAUCAUGCAUAUCAUCAGGUGCACUCUGGUGGUCGUGCUGGUUCCAGUGCUGGUCUGGACUCUGUGGACGAGGAUGAAGAAAACUCUGAGCUUGAAAUCAGAAGUGAAUGAAGCUGUGGAGAUGAUAGAGUUAGACAACUCUCCUGAGUAUGACGACAUCGAUGCUGCAGCACAGACAGAAGACACCGAGGAGCAGGAAGACCUGUUAGACAACUCUCCUGAGUAUGACGACAUCGAUGCUGCAGCACAGACAGAAGACACCGAGGAGCAGGAAGACCUGGCUCAGCCUGCAGUGGUACAGUGUGAGAACGGCUGGAAUGUGAGUUACACUUCUACUGAGAUCUGUGCCUUCAGAGGAUCAACAGUGGACAUUACCUGUACCUACACAUACCCAUCCACAGUUAAUAACCAUGAUACUACAGUUCAGGAAACUUUCUGGUUCAUCAAAGAGAGUAAUGGGAUUCACGUUGAUCUAAGGACUGAUCCGGAGUAUUCAGGUCGUGUGGAGAAUCUCUGUGGAAACAACAAGUGCACUCUGAGAAUCUCUAACCUGAGAGAGAGCGACUCAGCUGUGUACAAGUUCAGGUUCACAACAAACCAACCUGGAGGGAGUGUAACUGGUUCAGCUGGAGUCACUCUGUCUGUCACAGAUUUGCAUGUGGAGGUGAUAGGAUCAGAGAGGUUUGGCUCUUAUUACCGUUCAGAGCUCACGUGUCUGAGCAGGUGUCGUCUUCCUGAUCCUCUGAACUACGUCUGGUACAAGAAUCAACAGAAGAAGAAGGAAGGAGCAUCUUAUACAGAUAGUUUUGAUUCUACAGACAGAGUUUCCUGUGCUGUUAAAGGACUCGAGGAUUUCCGCUCUCCAUCAAUCUACGCUCCAAAGCCUCCCUCUGUGUCAGUGAGUCCCUCUGGUGAGAUCAUGGAGGGCAGCUCUGUGACUCUGACCUGCAGCAGUGAUGCUAACCCAGCAGCUCACUACACCUGGUACAAGAGAAGUGGAGAUAAACAAGUUCAACGUCUCAGUGAAGAGACACAAUUUGUCCUCAGCUCCAUCCGGUCGUCAGACUCUGGAGAGUAUUACUGCACAGCUGAGAAUGAGCUGGGAAGGAGUUCAGCAAACAUCUCUAUUACUGUGACAUACGCUCCAAAGCCUCCCUCUGUGUCAGUGAGUCCCUCUGGUGAGAUCAUGGAGGGCAGCUCGGUGACUCUGACCUGCAGCAGUGAUGCUAACCCAGCAGCUAACUACACCUGGUACAAGAGAAGUGGAGAUAAACAAGUUCAACGUCUCAGUGAAGAGACACAAUUUGUCCUCAGCUCCAUCCGGUCGUCAGACUCUGGAGAGUAUUACUGCACAGCUGAGAAUGAGCUGGGAAGGAGUUCAGCAAACAUCUCUAUCACUGUGACAUACGCUCCAAAGCCUCCCUCUGUGUCAGUGAGUCCCUCUGGUGAGAUCAUGGAGGGCAGCUCGGUGACUCUGACCUGCAGCAGUGAUGCUAACCCAGCAGCUCACUACACCUGGUACAAGGAGGACGAGGACUCACCAACAGCAUCAGGACAAAACUUCACCAUCACUGAUAUCACAGCUGAACAUGGUGGAAAGUAUCAGUGUGAGGCCCAGAACACACACGGACGUAGUAACACCACCUUACAUCUGACUGUUGGAGCAGGGAAGUCAGUGAUAAUCAUGAAUAUCAUCAGGUGCACUCUGGUGGUCGUGCUGGUUCCAGUGCUGGUCUGGACUCUGUGGACGAGGUAA